AUGAGCGACUUUGACGACGACGUCAAAUCAGUGCGCUCGGCGGCGUUGCGCGACGCAGAGCUCAGCUCGCGCAAGCGGUCAUUGCCGACCGUGCAGGAGCUCAAGGACUUUUCGACCGCGCUCGCCACGGUCAUGUGCGACAAAUGCCACCACGUGCGCGACGGCCGAUGCGCGUGCGCGUCGCCAUCUCUUCCGUCGGGUUCGCGUGCACCAGCCCCGGCGCUCACGCCCCGCGAGCAGGCCAUGCACGGCCGGUACCUCAUCCGCGAGUCGUUUGCCAACGGCGCCUACGGCAAGGUGCACAAUGGCGAAGUCAUGGCCUCGCAUGCCUCGGUUGUUGUCAAGAUCAUCCCCAAGUACGUGCUGCAGUCGGCCGAGGAGAAGCAGAGUGUGAUCCGGGAGGAGGUCAUCCACCGCAGCUGCCGCCACGCCCACAUCAUCCGGCUCAUCGACACGUGCCAAGACGAGCAUGCGCACUACUUUAUUUUGGAGCGCGCUGACAAUGGCAGCUUGGAGAAGCGCGUCGGCCGCGUCGGCCUCCCAGAACCCGAGUGCAAACGCCUCUUUUACGAGCUCCUCCUCGCGCUCGAGUACCUCCACAACCACCGCAUCGUGCACCACGACCUCAAGCCGCAAAACAUCUUGCUCGACGCCAACGAGUCGCUCAAGGUCUGCGACUUUGGCGCGGCCCGCGCCUACAACAAGGCCGAGCCCGGGUUACCGUUCUCGGGCGUGUACGGGACCCCGGGGUACAUCGCGCCCGAGCUGCUCCUGGCCGCGCCGUGCUACUCGACAGCGGUCGACAUGUUUAGCGCGGGCUUGAUUCUGUUUGAGAUGCUCUUUGGCUACGCAGCCUUUUACCCGCCGAGUGCGUCGAUCCACACGCCCGUCGAGUUUCCCGUGCCCCGGCCGCGCCAAAAGCUGCAGUCGCUUGCCUCGGACGCGGCCAAGGACCUCAUUCUGCGACUUCUGGAGAAGGAACCGGCGUCUCGCUUCACGGCGACGCAGGCCCUCGGCCAUCGCUGGUUUGCUUCCACGUGUUAG
Saprolegnia parasitica CBS 223.65 is the source of this 1044-nucleotide messenger RNA. Its product is annotated as CAMK protein kinase. The record is from RefSeq and is a predicted model, not a curated record. The transcript is spliced from 5 exons. Gene Ontology annotation, molecular function: ATP binding; protein serine/threonine kinase activity. Bases 1 to 1044 code for a protein of 347 amino acids. Gene Ontology annotation, biological process: autophagy; protein autophosphorylation; peptidyl-serine phosphorylation. NCBI's taxonomy places the organism in Eukaryota, Oomycota, Saprolegniomycetes, Saprolegniales, Saprolegniaceae. Gene Ontology annotation, cellular component: cytoplasm; autophagosome.